Molecule: messenger RNA, 3637 nt
Organism: Nymphalis io (European peacock)
Lineage: Eukaryota; Metazoa; Arthropoda; Insecta; Lepidoptera; Nymphalidae
Product: amidophosphoribosyltransferase-like
Exons: 14
Coding region: 165-1892 (575 amino acids)
Biological process (GO): purine nucleobase biosynthetic process; purine nucleotide biosynthetic process
Molecular function (GO): amidophosphoribosyltransferase activity
Source: RefSeq, a predicted model, not a curated record
UCAGUCGCACGCGCAGUUGCUUUCAAUUCAAAUUCAAAUAAUGUAUGGCCAUUCAAUUAUUUCUUGAUACUUGUCACUCAACUACGCUCGGACAAGAUCGUUGUUGUUUUUAAUUAUAACUCAGUUUGGUCUAAUUGUGUAUAGUUUUAUAACUAAGAUCAAACAUGGACGGUCCCGCAGGACCAUCGCCAUGUCAGUUACGAAAGGGAAGAGGAGAAACCACAAAUAUCACAGAAAGAUUGAGUGUCAAUGACAGUGACAAUUGUCAGAAUGACAGCUGUCAGUGUGACAGAACACAGAGUGAAGUCAAAAUAAAUAGUAAGAGGUUUGGCAGGGGAGCGGUAGAAUCAGGUUUAACACACGAAUGCGGCGUGUUCGGUGCAAUCGGCACAGGAGAAUGGCCGACACAAGUGGACGUAGCACAAGUUAUAUGCCUCGGGCUUGUCGCGCUGCAGCAUCGAGGUCAGGAAUCUGCGGGUAUAGUGACGUCAGAGGGCAAGAGCGCGCGCACGUUCAACACACACAAGGGCAUGGGCCUUAUCAAUAACAUAUUUAAUGACGAAGCCAUGAGGAAACUAAAGGGCAACCUUGGAAUUGGGCACACGAGGUACUCGACAUCAGCGGCGUCCGAGGAGGUGAACUGUCAGCCGUUCGUGGUGCACACCGCGCACGGGGCGCUGGCGGUCGCGCACAAUGGCGAGCUCGUCAAUUGCAGCAGCUUACGAAAGAUGGUGUUAGGCCGGGGAGUGGGACUAUCCACACAUUCAGACUCUGAACUGAUCACACAAGCCUUAUGUCUCAACCCACCGGAGGGUGAAACCAAUGGCCCCGACUGGCCUGCCAGGAUUAAUCAUCUUAUGAGGCUAGCCCCUCUCAGCUAUUCCCUAGUAAUAAUGCUCAAAGACAAGAUAUACGCAGUCCGGGAUCCCUAUGGCAACAGACCGCUCUGCCUUGGCAAGAUACUGCCAUUGGGUUCCUCAUAUGUCUACAAAUCGUCAUCAUCGAAGCAUGCGGCGGUCCUUAUGAACGGUUGCGCGAAGAACGGUGUGGAGGACAGGGCUGAAGGUUGGGUCGUCUCAUCCGAGUCCUGUGGAUUCCUUUCUAUUGGCGCGCGCUACGUGCGCGAGGUGCUCCCCGGGGAGAUCAUCGAGAUGUCGCGGCACGGCGUGCGCACGGUGGACGUGGUGGAGCGGCCGGCCGACAAGCACCAGGCCUUCUGCAUCUUCGAGUACGUGUACUUCGCGCGCGCCGACAGCAUCUUCGAGGGUCAGAUGGUGUACUCGGCGCGGCUGCAGUGCGGGCGCAUGCUGGCGCGCGAGUCGCCCGUGGACGCCGACAUCGUGUCGUCCGUGCCCGAGUCCGGCACCGCCGCCGCGCACGGAUACGCGCGACAGUCGGGUAUACCCUUCAUGGAAGUCCUGUGCAAGAACCGAUACGUCGGCAGAACGUUCAUCCAGCCGUCCACGAGACUGCGUCAGCUGGGCGUCGCUAAGAAGUUUGGCGCGCUCUCGGAGAACGUGCGCGGGAAACGAAUCGUUCUCAUCGACGACUCGAUCGUGAGAGGGAAUACGAUCGGACCGAUUAUCAAGUUGCUGAGGGAUGCGGGAGCGGCCGAGGUACACAUCAGGAUAGCAUCCCCGCCCCUCAAGUACCCGUGCUACAUGGGCAUCAAUAUCCCAACGAGAGAAGAGCUCAUCGCUAACAAAAUGGACUCGUUUAAACUUGCUGAACAUGUUGGCGCUGACAGUCUCGAAUAUCUCAGCGUGGAGGGUCUCGUGAGUGCAAUCCACUACAACAUGAAGGUGACGCCCAGCGACGGGGUGGGCGGGCACUGCACCGCGUGCCUCACCGGGGAAUACCCGGGCGGCCUGCCCGAUGACGUCGACUGGUGAAAAUAGAACGUAUUCUGUUUGGAGUAAGGAGCAGUUUCUCAUAACGUAGCUGUAACAAUGGCGCCGUUUUCGGCGGUACUAUUAGUGAGUACGAAGCGAUGUAGUUAAGUAGAUCCACAGAGCAAAAACAAAUGUGAAAAAUAAUAUUUUUAAACUUUUCCUACACAUAGAUCACUACAGUACAAGUAAUACUUAAUAAUCUGUCGACACCGUUUUUAUAUAGUCUGUGGUAAUACUCAAAUAUUUGGAAUAAAUGUACAACCUAUAUUGUGAAAAAGGCACAUGUUAUAUAAUAAUUUUAUGGUAAAUGAUAUAAGAAAUACCUCUUAUUUGAUUAUGAUAUAAUAAUACUUGAAUGUUGCGUGUAUUUUUAAAGGACAAAUUAAAUACUAAAAUUGUUUUUUAAAUUAGUAAAUAACAUAUUUCUGUCCUUGGUAUUGCCAAUACGAUUAUAUACUGUAAUUUUUUUUUAAAUAUUGAUUUUCUAGAGCAUAUAAAAUUAAAUUUUAAUUCAUAUCAAAUUGUUCUUCUUGCGUAUCGAUUUAUAAUAAUAACGUAUAAAAUUAAAAAAAGAGUCAUAUAUAGAGGUAAUAAAGUACAUAUUAAUUUGAAAUAAAAAAAAAUAAUGAAAUUAAUAGGUUUUGCUGAUUUUAAAACCAACCUCUUAAAAUAUUUAAGGGUUUCUAAUAAUAUAAUAUUUACAGUUAUGUCACUUGUCACUCGUGUUAUUUAGGGUGAUUUUUUAAACAAUGUUGUCUUCUUCUUUUUAAUGUCAAAUAUAUGUUGACAGAAAGAGAUAUCAGUGUUUGACCAAACACCUGCUAAACAACGUUUAUAAGUAAAGCCGUAUAUAACAUAGCUAAUAGGGAUCAGAUAUUUGAAUAUCAGCCUCUGCAUUUAGUUUACAUUAUAAUCGUGUAAUUUUAAAUUUCGAAAAAGAAAAUUGGAAUUUAUGUUUAGUUCUAUUUUUAAAAAUAUUUGCGCAUAAUAAUGUGUAUUAUAUAAUUUGAAUAUUUUUUUUAUAUAAAUCUAAUUCCUUUAUAUUUUAAGGUUGUAUUUUAAAUUUUAUAGUUAUAGAUUUAUUUCUUUUUUCGUCGUGCUGGUUUCGACGAAUAUUUUAUUAUUAAUGUUUAAACAUUUAAAAGGGUUGUUUUUCGCGCAAUAUCGUUGUAUUAGUGAAACAAACAAGUUUAUCCUUAUUUUAAAGUUCCUUUUUAUUGGCGUCCUUUUCCUUCAUAGCGAUAUUUUACUUAGCGCGAAUAAGACGUGUAUACUGUAUCGUUUAUAGAAAAUAUUUUUUUUUAUUUUACAAUUGAUUGAAAAAAAUCAUAAUAACAAUUAUUGUUUAGAUCAAUCUAUCAAUUUUAAAAGGUCAUAAGUACAUUGAUAAAAGAAAAUUGUUAUAUUAAUGACAAUUAUAUUAAAAAACGUAAUGUGCCGUGGAUCUCAUGAUAACAACAAAUAAUUGUUUUUCGGAAAAGAUAUAUAUAUAUGGUCAUUUUGUCUACGUAAUAGGUCCACGGAAAAUUACGUUAAUGAAAUAGAAAAAUAAAUUGUCAAUCAAAUAUUAUAUAAUUCGGUUGUCUGUUUUUCUAUAUAUUUAAAUAAGUUCUCGAAUAGUGCCUUAUCGAAUAAGAUAGAUCUGAAAUGUUUCCUGUCUUAUUAAAUAUAACUUAGAUUAUUUACGUGUACAUUCCGAUGUUUUAUUUGAUAGAAUUUAUAAUAAAUAAAUGUUUUAAGGACUC